AGCUCUGAGUGGAACGACGCAUGCGCAUUCGUCGAUUCUGGCACUUAGAAUUUGCGCUCGUUCGGCCGGCCUCAUGUAAUCUUGUCUUGAACAAACGGUGGUAAUACGUAGGCAAAAUGAGUGUCGAAAACCCAGUUAGCGACAACGAUGGUGAUUCAGGGAAGGUAAACGGCAGUAAAAAUGAACACGUGAACGGUGUUCAUAACGGGUACAGCAGCAGCUCUGAUAAGCACAAGUCGAGCCAUAAGUCAUCCAGCAAGGACAAGCACCGCGACAAGGACCGCGACCACAAGAGCUCCAAGCAUAGCAGUAGCUCGAGCAGAGAUAAAGAUAAACACUCCAGCAGUAAAAGUCACAGCAGCUCCCAUAAAUCGUCAAGCAAAGACAAAGAGAGAAGUGAAAAAGACCACAAGGAUCGGAGUGAUAAGAAAGAACGCAGUGAUAGAGAUCAUAAGGACAGAGACAAACAUCGUAGUGACAAGGAAAAGCACAGAGAUAGAGAGAGGAGUGACAAAGAGAGAAGUGAUCGGGACAAGGAUAGACACAAAAGUAGUGGGGAUGAAAAGAAAUCAUCAUCCUCCAAGGAUAAGGAAAGAGACCGUGAUCAUAAGGUUUCAUCAUCUUCCAAGGAUAAAGAUCACAAAAAGGACAGAGACAGGGAGCGUGACAAGGAUCGUCACAAGAGUGACAAGGACAAGCACCGAAGUGACAAGGAUAAGCACUCUAGCUCAAAGGAUAAGCACAGCAAAAGUAAGGAAAAAGCUGAAAAUGAGAAGAUCAAGGUAGAGACUGAUCCUCUGGAGGACUCUCAAAUCAAACAAGAAGAGCCCAUGCAGGUGGAUGAAGUUCCUGUGAAGAAAGAAGAAGACAGUGAUGAUGGUUUUACUGGCGCAAACACUACAGCGUCCUCUUGCGACUACUCCUUAUCUCAGUUUAAAGACGAGCCACUCGCCGAUUUACCGGAUGACGAAAGUGAAGAAGAAAAACCAUUGUUGGAACGUAAACGUCGCGUCGCCAGUGAGAGUGAAGAAGAUAUACCACUCAUCAAACGCAAGAAAAUAAAGAAGAAAGUGAAAAAAGAAUCUGACUAUGAUGAUGAAGAAGAGGAAGAACCCAAAAAAAAGAAAAAGAAGAAGGAAAAACCAAAGCCAACUCAGGUGAAGUCGGAACCUACAACAACAAGUGGCCCCAGCCCCAACAAGAAGAGGAAGAAACAAGAGGAUGAACAAGAAGUCUGGAAAUGGUGGGAAGAAGAAAAGAAAGAUGAUGGCACAAAAUGGACUUUUCUGGAACAUAAAGGACCUGUUUUUGCUCCCGAAUAUGAACCGUUGCCUGAAAACGUUAAAUUCCGUUACGACGGUAAAGUGAUGAGAUUAUCCCAAGACGCUGAAGAAGUGGCUGGAUUCUACGCACGCAUGUUGGAGCACGAUUAUACCACAAAGCCAGUUUUCAAUAACAAUUUCUUCACUGACUGGCGGAAGGUAAUGACAUCUGAAGAAACAAAAAUAAUCAAAGACCUAUCAAAAUGUGAUUUCAAAGAAAUGGCAGCCUACUUCCAAAGUGUUUCAGAAAAAAAUAAAAAUCGUACUAAAGAGGAAAAAGCAGAAAUAAAAGCUAAAAAUGAAGAAAUACAAAAGGAAUAUGGUUUCUGUACUAUUGAUGGACAUAAGGAAAAGAUUGGUAACUUUAGAAUUGAGCCUCCUGGUUUGUUUAGAGGUAGAGGUGAACAUCCUAAAAUGGGUAUGCUUAAAAGACGUGUUAUGCCAGAAGAUGUUUUGAUUAACUGUUCAAAAGAUAGCAAAAUUCCUAAACCACCUCCAGGUCAUAAAUGGAAAGAAGUAAGACAUGAUAACACAGUGACUUGGUUAGCUUCUUGGACUGAAAAUGUCCAAGGGCAAUCUAAAUAUGUCAUGUUAAACCCAAGUUCUAAGUUGAAAGGUGAAAAAGAUUGGCAGAAAUAUGAAACAGCUAGGAAACUUCAUAAGUGCAUUGAUAAAAUCCGAGAUACAUAUCGUCAAGACUGGAAAGCUAAAGAAAUGCGUGUGCGUCAGCGUGCUGUGGCGUUAUACUUCAUUGAUAGACUGGCAUUGAGGGCUGGUAACGAAAAAGAUGAUGACCAAGCUGAUACUGUAGGUUGUUGUUCACUUCGUGUUGAACAUAUUGAAUUGCACAAAGAGAAAGAUGGUAAAGAAUAUGUGGUGGUGUUUGAUUUCCUGGGUAAAGAUUCCAUCAGAUACUACAAUGAAGUGCCAGUGGAAAAACGCGUAUUUAAGAAUCUCGAACUGUUUAUGGAGAACAAGAAAGAUAGUGAUGAUCUUUUUGACAGGCUUAACACACAAACAUUGAAUGAACAUUUGAAGGAGUUGAUGCCUGGAUUGACUGCCAAAGUCUUCCGUACUUAUAACGCUUCUAUCACUCUUCAAAGGCAACUUGAUGAGCUCACAGAUGCAGAUGCAUCUAUACCUGAAAAAAUUCUAGCUUACAACAGAGCAAACCGUGCUGUUGCUGUACUUUGCAACCAUCAACGUGCAGUACCUAAAGGUCACUCUAAAUCCAUGGAAGCUCUGAAGGAAAAAAUUCAAAUUAAACGUGACCAAGUUGAUGAAGCAGAGGAAGAUUUACGCGAAGCAACCAAAGCAGCUAAACGUGGAUCUGUCAAAGAAAAGCUGAAUGCUGACAAGAAGAAGAAAGCCCUGGAACGUCUAAGAGACCAGUUGAAGAAACUAGAACUGCAGGAAACUGACCGUGAUGAAAAUAAGACUAUUGCUCUUGGUACCUCUAAGCUCAAUUACCUCGAUCCUCGUAUAUCAGUAGCUUGGUGCAAGAAACAUGGCGUACCAAUUGAAAAGAUCUACAACAAAACACAACGCGACAAAUUCCGUUGGGCGAUCGACAUGGCCGGCCCCGAAUACGUGUUUUAAGGGCGUAAAUUAGCAAUAGCUAUGUAAUAUACACUUUAAUAUGUACGUUUAAAUUUACAAACGUUCCAAUGUAUGUAUAUUUUAUUUACAUAACGGAUCUAUGAACUUCGACAGUUUUGAUGUUAGUGGUAUUGAAAAGUUAAAAUUCAAUAUUUGGACCCAGAAAUUUAAAAUAAUUGUUCCUCCCAAUUAGGAUCCAAAUUAGAAGUCUGAUUCUAAUUUAUUUUAAUUAGAUAAUUUAGUUUGCUUAACACUUGCUUAUAGUUUAGGAUAAGUAGUAGUGUAAUACAGGAUAGUAUUAAGAAUUGUCUUGUACAGAUGCAGUCUUGCUAUAUCUGUUUCCCCACUCUUAAAUAAUAAUCAUCUGAUUCGCGAAAUAUAAUUUCAGUAAGUAAGUAUUAAAUCAUAAGAGUGGGCAAUUUAAAUCAUUAUGGGAAAUAGGUUGCCUACUUUAUAUUACGGUUAAAAUAUCAAAAUGCUGUGAAGUUGAAAGAGAGGGUAAUCAUGUGGUUGUUUGAUGUAUUUGCACAGUUCUUGAUUAUAAAUACACAGAGACUGCUUUACUACUUAAAUUUGACAAUUGGAAAUGACGAAAGCAAUAGUACGAGCUGUGUUUAUUUUAUGCAUAAGACCGAUAUUCAAUGUCGCAAAAACGGAUGUAAAUUUACGAUGGUCUUUUGUGCACAAUGUGCAGUAGUGAAUGUUGUAAAGUAAGAAAUACAUGUUUAUUUUAUUUUUAUAAAUGUAGAAUCGAAUUGUGACGAAAGUAAAGCCGUCAAUGUUUCGAAAGGUACAAUGUUAUAGGUAAAUUUGUAAUAUUACAAUUAUGUGUGCAACUUGUAAAUAGUAAAUUUUUACCAUGUCAUACAAUAUUUGUGAAAUGAGAUUAUCCAAGUAAAUAAAUAAAACAUUGACACUAGAA
Pectinophora gossypiella (pink bollworm) is the source of this 3843-nucleotide messenger RNA. RefSeq names its product DNA topoisomerase I, mitochondrial (gene Top1). Gene Ontology annotation, molecular function: DNA topoisomerase type I (single strand cut, ATP-independent) activity; DNA binding. The transcript is spliced from 9 exons. Gene Ontology annotation, biological process: chromosome segregation; DNA replication; DNA topological change. Lineage: Eukaryota; Metazoa; Arthropoda; Insecta; Lepidoptera; Gelechiidae. The record is from RefSeq and is a predicted model, not a curated record. Gene Ontology annotation, cellular component: nucleolus; chromosome. Bases 117 to 2921 code for a protein of 934 amino acids.